AUGGGCCCCAAGGGGGGAAGACAACAGCAGACGGGGAAGAAACAAUGCAGGCUGUGUCGGCAGGGCUCCGGAAUAUGCCAACAAGGGUUCAGAAAAGUACAUGAGCGCUCUGACCCAGCAUGUCGGUUCCAUGGCUUUGCUGAAAGGGGGUCCGGCAGCCGACCAGUGACACAAGGACGCGAGCCACCACAGCAAGAGGCAGGGGAUGGAAAGACUCCGCAGAUCCCUUUCUCACACAUGACCAGGUUCACGACCCGAGGGGGACUGGGACUCCACUUUCUACCUGGACCCCUCGAUAGGUGGGGAAAGCGGGAGAUCUACGAUGCAAAUGGGGUGUGGAUGGACGCCGAGACCGACGAGCCACUCAGCCAGAAGGACGCGGGGGAGUACGAAAAGUACCGGGACCGCUUCAAAACACGGUGCAAGAUAGCUGCAACGGCAGACAAGGUCACAAAAAUAGUGGACAAGUACUUGCCCGCCCUCGCCGACGAGACGCGGGCACACCUGAUCCGCUUUCCGCAGAAGGCCGGCGCACUGCUUACAAAGGCGAGGCAGAUCAGAAAGAAAAUGCGAAGACAACGGAAAGCCAAGAAAAAGAAGACGGCGACGCAGCCGACUACGACUACGACACCAAGCCAAGGGGGAGAAGAAGCAGCAACGGAAGCCGACUUGAGAAAAGAGCACGACGUUGAGGAAGUCGACUGGGGGAGCGACGACUCAGCCACUACGAGCACACCACCACCUAACCCUGACGGGGGAGGCAAGCAACAUGGUGAAGACGAUGCUCCCAUGAGCCAUGGCAGGGGAGAGGAACCGAGCUCGAGUGCUGCCGCGGCAGCCACCAGAAGCCACGUGGAUGUGGGGGAAAGGCGCUUGGGACAAGAGAGACCGCGCACUCCCAGCCGCAGCCCAAGGCGACGGAGAGACGCCAACCUGCUGGGGGAAAAGCGCUUGGGGCAAGAGCGACCGCGCACACCCAGCCGCAGCCCGCGGCGACACGGAGGGGGACGAGUGCACCUCCAGCCGAACAUGUGGUGGCAAGUUCGACAAGUACAAGAACACAUGCAAAGCAGCCGUGAGAGCAGUGAGCGCCAUGAUGUGUAA
Symbiodinium sp. CCMP2592 is the source of this 1104-nucleotide messenger RNA. The record is from the annotation of a GenBank genome assembly. Lineage: Eukaryota; Dinophyceae; Suessiales; Symbiodiniaceae.